Phaeoacremonium minimum UCRPA7 is the source of this 2160-nucleotide messenger RNA. Its product is annotated as putative intracellular protein transport-like protein. The record is from RefSeq and is a predicted model, not a curated record. Lineage: Eukaryota; Fungi; Ascomycota; Sordariomycetes; Togniniales; Togniniaceae. The transcript has a single exon. Bases 1 to 2160 code for a protein of 719 amino acids.
AUGGAGGACGAGCUGAAGGCCAUCAGCGCCGAAUUGGCUGCGUCCAUUCGGCGUGAGAUGGACCUAGAAGACCUAGUCGACAGACUACAAGCAGAAGUCAACAAUCCUCAGGCUCCUGGGAAGCGAACCAGCGACUAUUUCUCAGACUCGGGAUAUAGCUCCGCAAAAUUCAGCGAAUAUGACCAAACCAAGGAGGAGGUUGCACAGAUUCAGAGAAGAUCGGAACAAGAGAAGGCACAGAUCCGCCUGGAGCUUACCAACAAGCUGCAGGACGAGCGAUCGAGGCGUAAGGUCUUGGACCAACAGAUCAAGGAGCUGGGAGAGAAGGCAUCCCAGAUUGAUACUGCGCAACUACGGGGCAGAGAUGCAGACGCCAGAGUACGCGAACUCGAAAAGACAUGUGAAGAUUUACGUCGCCGGCUUUCCGAGGAACGACAAGUAAAGGAUAACUUUGAAGACCUGCUCUCGGCCCUAAAAGGCGAACUCCAAAACGCAGCGAAUGAGCGAGAUAAUCUCCGUGACGAGAUAGUUCCGCAACUAAAAGCGCGCGUUGAGGGUCUCGAGGCACAGGCUUCCGAAAAUGAGAAGUUGACAUAUGAGACAACCAAAAUGCAGCAAGAGCUCCAAUCAUUGAAGUUGCAAAAUACCACCAUGAACAGCGCACGGUCGACAGAGGACACAAUCACCAGACUAAGGUCAAGCUCUGUGACUGGUCAAUCUUUCAAGCUCCAACAUCCUCCUACUGGACUCAGCAGGUCUAAUACCGUCAAGCAUGGUCAGACUGAAUCGAGGGAAGCUCUGUCUGAGCGUCUCAAGGACGUCGAGGCCCAGCGAGAUGCGUUGCAUAAUGCCUUAAAGAGUCUCCUGGAGAGGCAAGAGUUCCAGAAUCGGGAGAACGAGAAGAAGAUCAAGGUCCUUGAGGUCGAAAGAGACCGCCUCCUAUCUAGCUCUCCCAAAAAGGCAGGCUAUGAGCGAGAUGUGUCCAAUCUCCGCGAAGAAAUCAACGUUCUGCGCCGAAGAGCUGAGGAAGCCAUUGAGCAGAAAUGGCUGGUUGAGAAGGGUCUCAUAGGAUUGAAGUCUGACCUCGACCGUGCUGAAGAGGAAAUUGCAUCCCUUCGAGCUCUAUUGAAGGAGAAAGAUAUAUUGAUCCCCGAUUCUUUCACUCGUUCGAGCGGACGCUCGAGCUCCGACUCGAUGACUGCUCCUGUAACAUCUGCCUCGUUAGAAAGAGCCUAUAAGGAGCUUCAAGAAUCUUAUAGGGAGGCCCUUGAGCGUAUCAAGACACUCGAGGUCGGAGGCACGAGCGCAUCCCAAGACGAGAGGACGAAGCUUGCCAUGGAACGUCUUGAGCUGUCCUUAUCGACUGCCAUCCAUGAGCGAGAUGAUGCUCGCCAGGAGGCUGCCUCGUAUCGUGAUGAGCUUGAGACGCUUAAGGGGUCGGAAGCUGCACACAUCGCCAGCGAGCGGGAUCUUGCAGAUCAACUCCGCGAAUCUGCUCGCCGGGUCGAGGAGCUUGCUCAACAAGUGCGGAACCAGCUCGCAACGAAUGCUACUCUGCGCACUCGUUUGUCAGAUGCCGUCACUAGGGGUGAAUCUGAUCAGAGGGUAAGCAAGGAGCGCCUCGCCAAGAUGCAAGAUCGGAUGCGGUCUCUCGAGGAGCAGGUCGUUGCCGUGCAGACAGCUGCUGAAGAGAGAGUAAACCGCCAUGAAGAUGAGCUGAGGGACCUCAAGGAUGCGCAUAGCUCGCAGCUUCAGCGCUUACGAGAUGCGUCCGGUGGCCUUCGCUCACCACGACUGUUCCCUCCCAAGUCGCCCCUUUCACCUCUGCUGUCCCCUAAUUCAGCUAGGAGACUGAGCCCCCGUCCAAGCCCGAGACGGUCAACCACUAUGCCGGUUGGCGAGUCUGACAAGGAGGAGCUCGCCCAGGUUGAGACUCUGAAGGCUCGGGUUCAAGACCUAGAGAGCGCUCUUGCAGCCGCCGACUCGGAGAUGCAGGAAGUUGUCGGACGGAUGAAUACCGCCCAAAUUGAGGUGCUCACUCUUCAAGAGGAGCGGGAGAAUGCUGUUCGCGAAACCAGAAAAUUGCAGCGACUCCUUGAGCAGGAGAGAGUGAAAUCAUUUGAGGAGCGCUUCAACAGUAUCAACACUAUGGUCAAAUAA